Messenger RNA from Gavialis gangeticus (Gharial), 4581 nucleotides. RefSeq names its product solute carrier family 26 member 9 (gene SLC26A9). Bases 116 to 2536 code for a protein of 806 amino acids. The transcript has 21 exons. Gene Ontology annotation, cellular component: membrane. Lineage: Eukaryota; Metazoa; Chordata; Crocodylia; Gavialidae. The record is from RefSeq and is a predicted model, not a curated record. Gene Ontology annotation, molecular function: oxalate transmembrane transporter activity; chloride transmembrane transporter activity; sulfate transmembrane transporter activity. Gene Ontology annotation, biological process: transmembrane transport.
CACACCUCCUCAGAAGCAACUCUCUGCAUUGGGUUUCUUGACACAUUUGCAGCUCACCUAGCAGAAUCAGCCCUUUCUUCUCUCCAGCAAGGUGAAGGAUUUAAAUGACACGAGGAUGAACCAAACUAGGCCACGCUAUGUCAUCGACCGUCCUGCCUAUUCUGUUGGGGUCUUCGAUGAGGAGUUUGAGAAGAAAAGCAGAAGUUAUCCACUGGGAGAAAAAUUGAAAAACCUUUUCAGAUGUUCAUCAUCCAGAUGCAAAAUCAUCCUCUACAGUCUGUUCCCCAUACUCGUCUGGCUCCCCAAAUACAAAAUCAAGGACUACAUUUUGCCCGAUGUUCUCGGCGGGCUCAGUGCAGGGACAAUUCAAGUGCCGCAAGGCAUGGCCUUUGCACUACUGGCCAAUCUCCCUCCUGUCAAUGGGCUCUACUCCUCCUUCUUCCCCUUGAUAACAUACUUCAUCCUUGGUGGCAUCCACCAAAUGGUCCCAGGGACCUUUGCAGUCAUCAGCAUUAUCGUUGGGAAUGUCUGCCAUGAGCUGGCUCCUGAGUCUGACUUCCAGUACUUUAACCAUACCACCAAUGAGAUACAUGUCAACAACACUGCCAUGGAGGCAGCCAGACUGGAGAUCUCAGCCACGUUAGCUUGUCUGACGGCCAUAAUACAAAUUUGCCUGGGCUUUGUGCAGUUUGGCUUUGUAGCCAUCUACCUCUCAGAAUCUUUCAUCAGGGGCUUCAUGACCGCAGCAGGGCUCCAGAUCCUCAUCUCCGUGCUCAAGUACGUCUUUGGCUUGAAGGUCCCAGCUUACACCGGGCCCCUCGCUAUUGUCUACACUUUUAUCGAUAUUUGCAAGAACCUCCCCAAGACCAAUGUGGCCUCCUUGGUCUAUGCCUUGGUCAGCGCUGUGCUCCUGAUUAUUGUGAAAGAGCUGAACCUCAAGUACAUGAAGAAGAUCCGGGUGCCUAUCCCAAUGGAGAUCAUCAUAGUUAUAGUAGCCACUGCAAUCUCUGGCUGCUUGGGCAUGCCUGAGAAAUACCACAUGCCAGUAGUUGGGAAGAUUAGCAUGGGCUUCCCAGCCCCAGUGCUCCCUCUGGUGAGCAAGUGGAAGGAUAUGAUCGGCACGGCUUUCUCGCUCGCCAUUGUUGGCUACGUGAUCAACCUGGCUAUGGGACGGACCCUGGGAACCAAACAUGGCUACAACGUGGACCCCAACCAGGAGAUGCUUGCCCUGGGCUGCAGCAACUUCUUUGGAUCCUUUUUCAAAAUCCAUGUGAUCUGCUGUGCUCUGUCAGUAACCUUAGCUGUGGAUGGAGCUGGAGGAAAAUCUCAGGUGGCAAGUUUCUUUGUGGCACUGGUGGUUAUGGUAACCAUGCUGUCUUUGGGGACUUACCUCUAUCCCCUUCCAAAGUCUGUGCUUGGAGCCUUGAUAGCGGUGAACCUGAAAAACUCCCUCAAGCAGCUGGCGGAUCCCUUCUACCUGUGGAAGAAAAGCAAGCUGGAUUGUAUGGUCUGGAUGGUGAGUUUCCUGUCGGCCUUCAUCCUGGGCCUGCCCUACGGAGUUGCUGUUGGCGUGGGAUUCUCUGUGCUAGUGGUGGUUUUUCACACUCAGUUUCGUAACGGUUCUGCCCUGGGUCAGGUAACCUCCACUGACAUAUAUAAGAACCCCAAAGCCUUCAACAAGGUCCAUGAACUUGAUGGGAUAAAAAUCGUGACCUACUGCUCCCCACUGUACUUUGCCAACUCAGAGAUAUUUAGGGAGAAGGUUAUAGCAAAGACAGGGGUGGAUCCUGGAAAAGUGUACUUAGCCAGAAAGAAAUAUGUGAAACAGCAGGAGAAGGCAACCGUACACCAGCCAACAAAGCUACAGAAAUUCUUAUACAAGAAGAACAAGACCCUGUCUUUGCAAGAGCUCCAGAAAGAUUUUGAAAGCACAUCCCCAACGGACACCAACAACAACCAGACGGCUGCCAACGGCACCAGUGUCUCCUACAUUACGUUCCGCCCCCCUGCCAACCACGCUGGGCAAGUGAAUGCUUCGAGCGAGCUGGGCAGCACCUCUAGCCUUCGGAGUAGUACCUGCAGCGUUAUCCCUGCGCCAACUGUGGACCCCAUGACCACAGCACCACCCUACGUCAGCUUCCACACCAUUAUUCUAGAUAUGAGUGGAGUGUGUUUUGUAGACCUGAUGGGGACAAAAGCUCUGGGGAAGCUGUGCUCCAGCUAUCAGAAGAUUGGGAUUAAAGUUUUCUUGGCAAAUGUCCAUGCUCAGGUAUUUGAUGACAUUAGCACAGGUGGAGUCUUUGAAGAAGGAGGCCUAGACCGCAGUCACAUCUUCUUGACCAUCCAUGAUGCUGUUUUAUUUGCACUGGCCAACAUGAAAGGAGUCGUCCAUCUUCCCAUCUUAGAAGAGAGGCCGAUUCAGACAGAACUCUCUAUCUAUGAUGAGUCUGCAGAUGAAAGCAGUGCAGAAUUCAAGAACUUGGAGGAAGAGAUGUUUGGAAGUAUGUUCCAUUCAGAUGCCCAGACGGCUCUGUGAGCACGUGGGGAAGAUAACUGUGCCAACAAAUCCUUCAGAACUGUUUCCUAUUACACACCCCUUUAGGAAGAAGCUUCUGCAGUCUAUGUUGUAAGAAGAGCAGCUUUUAUGUGCUCUUGCCCAGGGAUAGUAAUGACUUUGCAGAAUGAGGGGCCAUCAUUCCUCCUGUACCAACAUCUCUCCUUUGUUCUCUUCUUCUGGAACUUGGAGCAAAGGACUCUUGGAGCAGGUGACAUAAUACAGCAGAAGCAGGAACUCAGGAAAUAACAUUCAACUAGGCACAGAAGAGAAGGACAUUCAUUUAAUGGCAGGUGCCUUAAUGUACAGGAUUAUUAUUAGUCACCAUUGCCAACCCUCUUCCACCAGAACACCACCCCCCCCAGCAUGUGGACUGUGUAACCCAGGAAUCACAGUCUAUUUUGCUUUUUCUGAUCAAGUGAAGCAUAAGGAAAUAUCACAGGCCAUUCCUGGCUUUGAUUCAUAAACAAAAAUAGCCCUCACAAGGGGAAGUGAUGUAGGCUUGCAGGACACAGAUGUGUUAAAUGUGAACUUUGCAUUCUGCACCCUGAGUGUAAAACCCUGAAUUUCCUGGGACUGCUGCCUAGAACCACCUCUGCAUUCUCUGUAUUGCCCUUCUCCCCUGAGCUCUCCAUGACUGCACAUGCCAGUGCUCUGAAUUUCUGCUCCUCUGAAAUCUGUGGUACCACUGCAUAUCAGCAGUGCCGCUUUCUGGAUUAUAGGAGAGUUUUUCUUUGGCCUCGGUUGGUUCCCAUGACCAAGAGCUCCUUGCUGUUGGGGGACUUCCAUGCACAUGUUGGCCUUCCCAAUAGUCUGGGUGUUUUAAAUAAAGUUUAUUUGAAACACCUGCAAAGUUAAAGUUCACUUAAGUCAAUGGGAACCUUUCCAAGGACUGCAGCAGGCCUUUGAUCAGGCCAUUAGUCCAGGGAUAUCAUGACAGCAUUUAUUCCUAUGAUAUUUUGAGGCUUCCUCUUCCUGCUUUUGAUAAUGGGUUACUGCUUACAGGUUCAGUUGGGGGUCAGUUUGAGACUUGGACAAGUGGUUCAGGGCAAUAAGUUUUUCCAAACUAGUCUGCUCAUCCCUAAUAAGUUCAGGACUGUAGGAGAAGAAGAGACUCUUCAGUAUAAUGCAUACAUCCAACAAUUUUAAAAAGAUGCUAUUCCACAAGAUCAAUAUAGUUAGAGCAUGAGCAAGUUUUCUGACUUCCUGCCCCUUGGGCAGGGGGCUGGACCUGACGAUCUUACGAGGUCCCUUCCAGCUCUGUCUAUGAAAUCUGUGAAGUUUUGUGUCUGCAGUCAGUCAGCAGUUCUUGAGAUCUUACAGCUAACUUCUUUGGGCUUAAACUCAUGUGGGAUCUCAUGUGAUCACCUAAAAAACAAGAGAAUGCUCAUCUGCUGGUUUAAGUGCCUGGUCCCUUACAAGCAGCUGCCACCUAUCGCAUGCUAGAAAAUUUUAAUUAAAAUUCUCCAUAGCCUGAUGCUACCAGGACCAUCUACCUCUUGGGCAGGCAAGCCUGACUCAACAACCUGGGGACAGACAGAUGAGAUCUUUUUAAUUUUUUUAAACCCUAACUACUUUUAUACAUAAAAAAGUAUGGGUGAUGCUAAUGACUCUCUGCUAUUUUAGCUUUCUAAUGCCUCCUUUCCAUCCCAAAGCUGAUUCUCUGAAGCAUGGAAUAAGAUUAGAUAUAUUUAAAGUGAAUAUGAAGUCUGAAAAAAUAUAACAAGCUGAGGGUUAAAGGGAUGUUUAUUAAAUAUAUUUAGGCCCCAAAUUCAAGGUUUGACAAAAUUAAGUUUGCAGAAAUAAUUCCCUGUGAUUUUUUUUUUUUUUUUAACUGCAAUGAAAAAACAGGUUUGUUUGUUUUUCGGCUAGGAUUUUAAACUUUACCUUGAAGUGUUUCCAGUAUUGGGAUAAAGUAGGAAGACCUGAAGGUGAACCUGACUACAAACAAAAAAUAAAACUUGACUAGUCUGUGUUUCAUUCCAUGAAUGCAAAAAUAAACAAUGGCCUUACUAAUGAAAAACAAA